UUCAACCUUUAACUGGCAAUUCAGAUAGAUUGGUCUCUUUGGGCUGUUUUCUUGAGAGUAAUUAUGAUUCUAUGGGUCUCAAAAAUUUUGUUGGUGUUCAUCAUGUUCAUGAUGAACCUG
This is a messenger RNA of Racocetra persica, 120 nucleotides long. The record is from the annotation of a GenBank genome assembly. NCBI's taxonomy places the organism in Eukaryota, Fungi, Glomeromycota, Glomeromycetes, Diversisporales, Gigasporaceae.